Messenger RNA from Terrapene triunguis (Three-toed box turtle), 1958 nucleotides. It is a transcript of the gene CS, whose product is annotated as citrate synthase. Lineage: Eukaryota; Metazoa; Chordata; Testudines; Emydidae. Gene Ontology annotation, cellular component: mitochondrial matrix. Gene Ontology annotation, biological process: citrate metabolic process; tricarboxylic acid cycle; carbohydrate metabolic process. The transcript is spliced from 13 exons. The record is from RefSeq and is a predicted model, not a curated record. Bases 1 to 1692 code for a protein of 563 amino acids.
AUGUCCACCAGGGCAGCAUCAGCUGUGAUUGUGGGAUCUACCACCUUUCUAUACCUGCUGAUGGAGCCGGGGGAAGAUGACUUCUACCAGCAGCACUUCCAGCGCUCCCUGGCCCGGAAUAACAGUAUGACCUCUGGAAGGAAGGCCCAGCCAGGCCUGCAGUGCUCCAUCUUGAGCCAAGUGGCCUGGCUGCAUUGCAUGCUGGGAGCCGUAGUUUUGGGUCGUCUCUCUCUUAAAGAUGGAGGCGGCUGCAGCGUAGAAGCCGGGGAUACUUCGGCUGCCCUGGCCUACUCAGACGUGGCAGAGGCCCCCCUCUCUCUCUCUUUGCAGAAUGCACCAUGUAUCUUCUUUGCUGCCCGACACGCCAGCUCUACUUCCACGAACCUGAAAGACGUCCUGGCCAACUUGGUUCCCAAGGAGCAGUCGAGAAUCAAGAGCUUCAGGCAGCAAUAUGGCAACACGGUCAUCGGGCAAGUCACUGUGGAGAUGGUGUACGGCGGGAUGAGAGGCAUGAAGGGGUUAAUAUCCACUGAUUCCCUUCUCCACCCUUCUCUCCAGGGCAUCCGCUUCCGUGGGUACAGCAUCCCCGAGUGCCAGAAGCUGCUGCCCAAAGCCCCAGGAGGGGAGGAGCCCCUGCCCGAGGGCCUCUUCUGGCUGCUGCUGACCGGAGACAUCCCCACGCAGGAACAGGUGAGCUGGGUCUCUCAAGAGUGGGCCAAGAGGGCGGCUCUGCCCUCCCACGUGGUGACCAUGCUGGACAACUUCCCCACCAACCUGCACCCCAUGUCCCAGCUCAGCGCCGCCAUCACCGCCCUCAACAGCGAGAGCAGCUUCGCCCGGGCCUACUCCGAGGGCAUCAACCGGGCCAAGUACUGGGAGUUCAUCUACGAGGACUCCAUGGACCUGAUCGCCAAGCUGCCUUGCAUCGCCGCCAAGAUCUACCGCAACCUGUACCGCGAGGGCAGCAGCAUCGGGGCCAUCGACCCCAGCCUGGACUGGUCCCAUAACUUCACCAACAUGCUGGGCUACAGCGACCCACAGUUCAUCGAGCUCAUGCGGCUCUACCUCACCAUCCACAGUGAUCACGAGGGCGGGAACGUCAGCGCCCACACCAGCCACCUGGUGGGCAGCGCCCUCUCCGACCCGUACCUCGCCUUCGCCGCGGCCAUGAACGGCCUGGCUGGGCCGCUGCACGGCCUCGCCAAUCAGGAGGUGCUGGUGUGGCUGACGAACCUGCAGAAGGAGCUGGGCCAGGACGUGCCUGAUGAGAAGCUGCGAGAUUUCAUCUGGAACACGCUGAACUCCGGCCGGGUGGUCCCCGGCUACGGCCAUGCCGUGCUGAGGAAGACGGACCCCCGGUACACCUGCCAGCGGGAGUUCGCCCUCAAGCACCUCCCCAAGGACCCCAUGUUCAAACUGGUGGCGCAGCUCUACAAGAUCGUCCCCAACGUGCUCCUGGAGCAGGGCAAGGCCAAGAACCCCUGGCCCAACGUGGACGCGCACAGCGGGGUGCUGCUGCAGUAUUACGGCAUGAAGGAGAUGAAUUACUACACGGUGCUGUUCGGCGUCUCGCGGGCCCUGGGCGUCCUGGCCCAGCUCAUCUGGAGCCGGGCGCUCGGCUUCCCGCUGGAGAGACCCAAGUCCAUGAGCACGGACGGCCUCAUGCAGCUCGUGGGCUUCAAAUCGGGUUAAAGGAAGGGAUGGGAUUGGGGGGGGGGGGGAGCCUGCGCUUGCCAGCUGUCCAGGGGCCGUUUAAAGAGACAGUACACCUUUUCCCUUCCAAGGGCCUCGGCCAGACGCUAGAAUUAAACCUUUCUCUGAGGCACUGACCAUAAGUUUCAGGUUAUUUAUGGUGUAAAUUAAAAUUAAAACAAUCAGCCCCCUUCCUAUCUCCCCCAAUCCGCCUGCCGCCAUUAGCGGCACCUCUGUUAAACUCCUGAGCCAAGCAGAGCCCAGCC